AUGGGAUUGUUUUACCUUUUAUUAAUACCCGUAGCAAUAUUUGGAUAUUAUACUUUAAGAGGAUCAAAUGAAAAAUAUCAUGUGGCAUUCCAAAGAUUUUCAAAAGUAUUUUGGGUGGCCAUAUUAAUUAUUGUACUUUUAACAUUGAUACAAUUAAUUAAUUCUUUUCUCCGACGUCAAGAUUUAAUUCAUGAAUGUGAAGAUGAUUAUCAUAAUGGGGUUGAUAAUAUUUUUUAUAUUAUGACUAAUAGUACUGAUGGAUUAUUGGUUACUGAAACUUGUCAACAUGCAGUGAAUUUUUCUUUAAUUUUGGUUUUAUUGGAUUUUAUAUUUUUAAAACUUUGUUUAUGGGUUUAUUUUGGAAUAAUAGUAGAAUUGCAUCAUAAACAAGAAGAUAGCAUUGAUAGUGACUCUGUAAAAUUUGAUUAA
Molecule: messenger RNA, 429 nt
Organism: Diversispora eburnea
Lineage: Eukaryota; Fungi; Glomeromycota; Glomeromycetes; Diversisporales; Diversisporaceae
Source: the annotation of a GenBank genome assembly